Mesorhabditis spiculigera is the source of this 639-nucleotide messenger RNA. Lineage: Eukaryota; Metazoa; Nematoda; Chromadorea; Rhabditida; Rhabditidae. The record is from the annotation of a GenBank genome assembly.
AUGAACCAAGCAUCAACGUCACCGCGACAAGAUUUCGACUUCACAUUAUGUAAAGAAGAACUACAUGGAUAUGUUUUGCAGCUCGAAGGGUGUGUCUGGCUUUGGGUUGGAAGAGGCUCUCUUAAUUCUCUACACCUCUCCAUUUUCCCGAGAAGCACCCCAGUACUGCAUUCCCCGGAAUCUGAAACCACGGACGGCCGGAUAGCACUGCGCGUUGGCAAGCUUUUCCCGGAUAAACAGGUGUUCUUCUCGACGGACUUGAUCUCGGACAACCCGGAAUACUGGAAUGAACUCUACAACACCCUGCUCACUUCCUUCAAGGAGAUGCUGUCUUCUCGAGCUCUGCCUCUGCAAACAAUCAGCAAAGUAUGCUCAAGGACGCUGGCAUCAAAACCGGGAAAGUCUCGCGAAGAUAUCAUCAGGGAGAAGACACCGAAGGGCAAGCUCGACGUGCGCGAUUUUAUGGAGAAGAAUAAGGACAAGCCGGCCAAAUCUAAAGAGGUGAAAGUGUAUGUCGAUCCGUAUCUGUUGAAGCACCCGGAAGGCGUCAAUCAGAAGACGGGAGAAGUUGAUGGGCCUGCUGGGCCAGAACCGACUCGAUUCGGCGAUUGGGAGCGGAAGGGGCGCGUCUCUGAUUUU